This is a messenger RNA of Drosophila obscura, 3699 nucleotides long. RefSeq names its product dynein-1-beta heavy chain, flagellar inner arm I1 complex. The coding region runs from base 1 to 3699 and encodes 1232 amino acids. NCBI's taxonomy places the organism in Eukaryota, Metazoa, Arthropoda, Insecta, Diptera, Drosophilidae. The transcript is spliced from 5 exons. The record is from RefSeq and is a predicted model, not a curated record.
AUGACGUCCUCUAGCGCUGUAGAAGAUGAACAUCUUACUGACUCUGAUUUAACCGAUGACGAGGAGCGGAAUGUGGAACAGCGCCAGGAGGAGCUGCGUGUUGAGACACCUCGACCGACGUACAGUGAUGAGGAAUUGCAUCAGCUGGUGGAGUUCAUACAGCGCAUGUGUGUGCUGAGCUGCUUGGACCAUCGGGACUGGCAUGAGAACUCAGUGGACAUCAUUCGCCGCUGGCUGUUGGAGGUCAACGAGCCCCUGCUGACUGUUUUCUAUGACGGGAGCACGCUUACCGCCUGCCUGGGCUUUCCGACCACGUACAUUACCGACAUGAGCUACUUUCGUCGCGAACCGAACGAGAUAUUCACUGUGGAGGCCUUCCACGAUGAGAUCCAGUUUGGCACGGUUCAUAGCGAUGUAGAUGGCUGCCUGCUGCAUGUCCUGGAGUGGCUGUAUAUGCCCUUCUUCCGCAACUAUCCCGAAUGGAAUGACACCGUCCGCCUGCGCUUUUGCUCGAGCAUGGAUAGGUUUCUGGGAUUCCUCACGGGAACGCACUACCAGAUUGGUGGCAUGGCCGUGCUAUAUGUUCCCUAUGUGAUCAAACAGCUCGGGGUCGGUAAGGGGGAAGUGGGUAAGGUGGACAGGCAGCUGGCUAAGGGACUGGAAGGCAUUGCUCUCUAUUGGACAACUCAGAUUCGUACCUUGAUGGGCGAUUGCACAUUGACGGUGCCCCACGAUUUGGUCACAGUGCGGGAUGAGUUUGAAUUCUGGGAAUAUCGCUAUGAAGUCCUGCAGGGAAUCAACGCCCAAUUGGCUCAGUCGGAUGUGGCGAAGGUUUUCCAUGUGCUGCGGCAAUCCAACUCCGUUCACAUGCCCCAAAUAGAUGACCUAAUAGCGUCGGCCAAGCUGGAGCUGGUUCAAUCAUUGUCCAACAUAAAGUAUCUCCAUUUGCUGAUCGAGCCCUGCUCCAAAAUUGAUCUGUCCAACAGUCCCGCAGAGCUCACAAAAUUGCUGCCCCAAAUAAUCCAUCUCGUGCGCUUCAUCUGGCUGAAUUCGGAGUACUAUAACACGCGGGAACUGAUCACAGGUCUCUUUCGGAAUCUCAGCAAUCAGAUUAUUAAGUUCUGCACCGAGCAGACCAAAGUGCAGGAGAUACUCGCGGGACGGCCGCGCUUUGGCAUCAAGAUGUGCAACACGUCCAUCGAGUGCUGUCUGGUCUACAAAGGAAUCUAUGAGGAAAUAUCGAGGCAGCCCACCCAAGUGGGUUGGCAGCUAGACGAGGGGAUCAUCUUCAAUCAUGUGGAUGCCUUUGUGGAGCGGCUGAACGAUGUGAUUGAUAUAUGCGAGUCCAUGAUUGUAUUUGGCCGUUUGGAUGAGAACGAGACCAUACCCAGGGCCGAGUUUGGCGGCACCAGAGGCGCGGAGCUGGACAAGAUUGCCGCAAAUGUGGAAAAUACCUUUCUGGAGACUCUCAAGAAGCUGCAACGCUGCAGUGGCUCACAGUCGAUCAUCCUAAAUGUUCAUCGCGAGGACUGGUACGACCUGGUGGCCAUGUAUCGCGCCAAUGUCCAGCACUUGGAGGAAACCGUCCAACGUCUGAUCUUCAAUGUGUUUCAGCAUGUCUGCAAUGUGGAGGAGGCCCUGGAGGGUCUGCAAGCCCUGUUUUUCUACUCCUAUCGCCAUAGCGGCACUCUGAGGAAGACCUUCCUGCGGGAGGUGAGUCGCUUGUGGCGCAUGUUCUCCCAGGAAAUGGAUGCCUCGUCGAGAAAGCUGCUGGAGUGUCGACAGCAACAGGAGUCCUGGCUCUCCCAUCAUGUGUCCCGUGCCCUCAACUAUCGCAUCAAUCUGGAACGCCUCACCUGGCUACGCAACCGAUUGAAGAACGCCGAAUGGCUGCCGGCAGUCAAGGAGGCUGCUGCUACGCUGGCCAAAUUCGAUUCCCUACGCAAGGAGUACGAUCGAGAGGCGCGUCAGGCGUAUGAGGAUUGGCAAAAGCAAUGCUGUGGCUGGUCAGCCGAUCUCGACCAGAGACUCGAGCGCUAUCUGAUAGUACGCAGCAAGCAGGCGAGAGGUCUGCUGGAGUGCAACAUAGAUCCAGCUGUCGUCGAGAUCUGCGAGCAGGCCCAGCACUUUGAGCGAUUGGGCUUCCCCAUACCGAGUACCAUCAAAAAGUUCUACGAGAGGUGCGACAGCCUGAGGUCCGUGUACAAUAGCGUCACGCAACUGUGUCUCAGCCACAAUCGCAUUCUGAUGGGCCUCACAGAUCGCGAACGGAAGCUAUUUCGACCGCUGAUCCUGGCCUGCGAUCGGCACUUGGCUCCGGGCAUCUUCAAGCACACCUACGGUGCCGAUCUAAGCGAGCAAACGUUCUUCGAAGAUUGCGGGGAGUUUGUUCAAGACUUUCAGGAGAUUGUCCACAUCUAUAAGCGUGCGAAUCGGGGCGUGGCCAGGUGCUGUGAAAAGAUUUGCGAUACCACUCUGCUGCGCUUUAAUUUUAUGGGCGCCGUGGACAUAUCCGUGUUGCAGCAGCAACUAUCCGGCUGGCUGACGAGUGCUGGCGAUACACUGAGGAAUUAUUACAACCAUAUUGUGGAGUUGCUUUCCGCAUUCAGCAGGCAGUUCCAUUUGGUCAAAGAUGAGAUGUCUGCCGAGUGGAUUGUUUAUGUGAACGGGCUGGAUGAUAUGCUGGCCAAUGCCUUAAUGACCAGCGCUCGCAGCUCUUUGACCAAGCUCUACGAUGCCCUGCAUCGCGAUGAGGACAUGGCACCUGCACCCAUAUUGGUCCUGGAAUCGGAUGUCAAGGAUGGUGCGAUUGUGUUUAGUCCAGAUAUGGAUGAAAUUGGCACUAUACUGUGUGGUGUGAUUGACAAUAUCCGCUGCAUGUUGGAUCAGUUCCCGCGACUGGGCUACAAGCUGCGGCUGCCCAAGGCAGAGCAGCGACAGGGAUUCGCUGGAGUGUUUCGCGAGGAUCAGGAAUGCUCCGAGCUGAUGCGCAGCGUCCAAGCGGAAAUAUCCAAGCAGCGGCAGGAGAUGGACAGCUAUCAGGAGCAGUGGAACCACCAUCGCAUGCUGUGGGAAAACACAGAAGAACAGUUCACCGAACGCCUGAUGAAAAGUGCCCGGACAGCGGGAGUGUUUGAAGGUGGAAUCGAACAUUACAGCGCGCUGGCCGAUGAUGUUUCCUUUGUGGAUGCCAUCACGAAUGUCUAUUUCAUAUUAAUCAAUCAGAAUGCCCUCAAAAGCACCAUACUGGAUUGGAUAGAGAAAUGGCAGGCUUUGAAUAUUAAAAUGCUGCUGGAUCAUGCCACCAAUUGGAUGAGAGCCACCUAUCGCUAUAUGCGACGGAAUGAGAGGAAUGUAAUGAAGGUGCCGCGCACCAUUCGCGAAACGGUGGCUGCCAAAAAGCUCUUCGCCCGUUUGGUUCAGGAGGUGCCUCUCAAACAGGCGACCUUCACACCCAUGCUGGAGCUAUUUGUACUGCUCCACAAAUAUCAGGUAAAACUGGCCGAGAAGACGCAUGAGCAGGUGCUCGGCUUGGAGUCCGCUUGGUUGCACUACCUUCAGACUCUGAGCGAGGCUGAUGAGAUGCUCGACAAUGAAGGCGAUGAAAAUAAAUUGGAGCUGGCCAAGCAAGCGGAAAAAUUCAAGUUUAUAUUGAAAGAAUUCCUCGAGGAUUUCUACUCCAAAUUACCCAAGAAAUAG